This is a messenger RNA of Nerophis lumbriciformis (worm pipefish), 831 nucleotides long. The record is from RefSeq and is a predicted model, not a curated record. NCBI's taxonomy places the organism in Eukaryota, Metazoa, Chordata, Actinopteri, Syngnathiformes, Syngnathidae.
AUGAGUUCCUAUUUUGUCAACUCCUCUUUUCCCGUUGCACUAUCGGGAACGGGCGGAGGCGGUCAGGCAGCGGAGUCGUUCUUAGGUCAAAUCCCUCUCUAUUCCCCAGGAUACGCCUCUGAUCACCCGCUCAGACAUUACCCGGGAGCCGCGGCCGUCACCGCUGCAGCGGCGGCGGCGGCGGCGGCGGCGUACAGCGCGAACGGCGGUGGCGUUCUGGAGAAAACCUACCCGGCUUCUUCUUAUUACCAACACACUACUAACGGAGCGUACGGGGGGCAUCGGGCGGCGGCAGGGGUUGGCGUCGGUGCCGCAACCGCAGCAAGUGCGUGCGAUUACGCGACGCCCGCGGCGGCGGCAGCCUCGAACUUCUACCGGGAUAAGGACUACGCUUGCAGCCUGGAGGAACAUCCGCUCGCCCUGCAGGAUGGCGUGCGUCACAAGACGGACUGCGCGAGUUUGAGUGGCAAGGGGGUCUUUGGUGACACCAUGGAUGACAAGCAAACGGGGUCAACCCACAUUUAUCCGUGGAUGCAGCGAAUGAACGCGUGCAGCGGGGCAUUUGGCAGUCCCGGUAGACGUGGGCGACAAACCUAUACCCGCUACCAGACACUCGAACUGGAGAAGGAGUUCCACUUCAAUCGCUACCUCACACGCAGGCGGCGGAUCGAGAUCGCGCACGCGCUUUGCCUCACGGAGCGCCAGAUUAAAAUCUGGUUUCAGAAUCGGAGAAUGAAGUGGAAGAAGGAGAACAAACUGAUGAGCUCGUCUCCCACCUCUUCUUCGUCCACAGUGAACGGGGUUGAUGACGAGGACAAACGGACGGAGUGA